This is a messenger RNA of Fusarium fujikuroi IMI 58289, 564 nucleotides long. RefSeq lists its product as uncharacterized. Lineage: Eukaryota; Fungi; Ascomycota; Sordariomycetes; Hypocreales; Nectriaceae. The coding region runs from base 1 to 564 and encodes 187 amino acids. The transcript has a single exon. The record is from RefSeq and is a predicted model, not a curated record.
AUGCGUCGUAUCUUGCACAUGAAUCACCACUACCCCCUGACCAAGGAGAUGUUCAACACGAACAACACUCUUCGGUUUGACCUCGAGCACCCCGAGCAGAUUAUCCUCAUCCCAACUAAAUACAACAAUCGCAUUGACAUGGAGAAAGCCGUCAAAGAAGUUGUGGCUAAGAUGAAAGAAAGCCGUGAGCGCUUGGGGGAGAUGGGGAGGGACAAAACCCUUUCCCAGGGUCAAGUCCAAUCGACCAUCGACAUUGCAACGAACAUCGUGGAAUCCAUGAACCACAUAGUAAAGCGAUAUUACAAUGAAAGAGAAGAAGGCCUUAGUGUCAUGAAGCAGCGGGAGUACGCUGCGAUCAAGGAUACUGGCAUGUCGAAGCCCUUCAAGCAUGCUGCAAUCGCGCUGAAGUACCACUUGGACCUCCAAGAGAAGUGGUUCACCUUCCAAGUGGCCCGACGUGGCCGCGAGAUGGAAGAUGGCCUGGACAAGCUCAAACGCUACAGCCAAGAAGCGUUGCUCAUUUCUAAUGGAAACGAGCCUCUUUGGGGAACAACACUUGCCUAA